AUGGCUUCCACAGCCUCCUUCUCUCCGAGUCCGCAAGCUCAAACGUACAGUUCCACAUGGCCGAAGCCGUCGAAGCUCAGCCACAAGUUCCUCUUCAGCUCAGCCUCCAACCUCCUCUUCUUCAAGCCAUCACUGUCUUCCUCCACUCCUUUCCCCCUCAGCCUCAAGCCCCCUUCCGACCUCGUUCACACCCACCUUGUCCGAGACUCCGUCCAAGACAAUUUCGUAGAAAAUUCGAUGAAUUUACAGUUACCUAUCAGAGAAUUUCACCUGAUUACGCCGCAGGACUCACCGCCGCGGAUUUUUAUCCAAGACCCGCCGUGGAUUGCCGCGCUGUUUCUGAAGGGAAUGUACAAAAAGGCCAACCAGGAGUUGAAAUUGGAGUCGAAGGAAAUCGGCGGGGGAAGUAAAAUUUGCUCCGGCGGUGGCAGAUAA
Malus domestica (apple) is the source of this 435-nucleotide messenger RNA. The record is from RefSeq and is a predicted model, not a curated record. Lineage: Eukaryota; Viridiplantae; Streptophyta; Magnoliopsida; Rosales; Rosaceae.